AUGGCUGCCUCAGAUUUGCCGCAAUUGCCUGCUGCCCAUUUGGGUCUGGCAAGUUACAUUGCCGAGAACCCCGGCAAGCCCAAACCUUAUCGCAAGUUUGAAGCUCGUUUGCGGGAGAUUUACGCCCAAGAUCGCCAGAAUCCAAUUCUGAACGAUCCAUACCUCAACCUUGUUCCCCUCUUUACUGAAGACACGGCCAAGAUCACGACUCGAGCAAGAGACUUGUCUGCCGAGUCUGAAGAUGAAAAGUCCAGAUAUAUCAUGCCGCUGCCUGCCGACAAGCGAAGGCCUCAUGGCUCAGCUGCCACCGUGGCCGACAUCACGGAAUUCCAGCACAACUUCAACAUCUUUUCGGAGUCUUCGCUGGUUGGGGUCGAUUGGAAUAAUGUGGUCGCCGCUGGUUCUUCUGUCGUUAACUGUUUACUGCCGGUGCCCAAAGAGUUCAAAGUUUCAAAGCGCAAGCUGCGCGAGUACUAUCACGAAAAGUUCUGUCCAGCAUCUGAUGUCGAUCUGUUUCUUUAUGGACUGACCCAUGACCAAGCCAUUGAAAAAAUAAAACAGAUUGAGCGUGCCGUCAAGGACGCUCUUUUGAAUGAAGUCACGGUUGUACGCACCAAGUAUGCCAUCACGAUAGCAAGCCAAUAUCCCGUCCGUCAUAUUCAGUCUGUCAGUGAGAUUCUAACCGGCUUUGACAUCGACGCUGCCGGCGGUGCCUACGACGGCAAACAGGUUUAUGUUACUCCCAGAGCAUUGGGAAGUUUCAUUGCUCAGAUCAAUCACGUGGAUCUAUCUCGCCGCAGCCCUUCUUACGAGAAUCGUCUGUCCAAGAACUCGCACCGGAAUUUCGAGGUUUACUGGUCAGACCUUGACCGAACCAGAGUUGACCCUACCAUUUUUGAGCGAAGCUUCCAGCGCACACUCGGUCUAGCCCGACUUCUGGUUCUUGAGAGGUUACCCACCAACCAUGCUCGUGAAACCUAUCUUAAUAAGCGACGAGCUGAGCGUGGCAGACCUGCGCGAUACCGAACCUUCAUGCCUAUGCGAGGCAAUAUCAAGGAUUCCCAUGAGGAUGAGGUAGCCGACGGCUUUCAGAGGUGGAUUUGCUGUCCAAAAGCAAUCACACCCGAGGAAAUCGAGAUUUCAAAGAGGGAGGCAGAAAUCUAUAUUUCGGGAAAAGUUUCAUUCCUUAUUGACGAUCCAGGUCGUCAGCAAAUUGGGUCUUUCAAUCCGCUUACAGAACAAGAUUGGACGGACAUGGCAUAUGUCGGAAAUACUGCUCGACUUUGUCAGUCAAUCGUUGACGGCGACAUCGACGACGUGCUCAACUGGCUUUCCCAGGAAGAGGCCGACCCUAACAAGCGUGACUACACUGGGCGAACGCCAUUGCAUCUUGCUGUGAUGACUUCGACCCCCGAUAUUGUGAAGUGUCUAGUUGAUCAUGGGGCACGCCUCACGGGAGUCACGGCUCGUCUAGCCGAUGAAAUGAUAAAGAUUAUCAUGGAAAAAAGCAUUGAAAACGAGGAAGCUGAAGAAGAGAGGCAAGCUAGGCGCCGUAAGACUGUUCAUGGAGAUAAGGUUGAUGGCGCCAGGAUAUUGCAAGACACAGAAAGCAAAGAAUCAGACGGAGAAGAAGAGGCAGAAAAGGAUGAGGAAGAAGGCGAGGAGAAGUCAGAUGAAGAAUCAGACGGUGAACUCGUUGAUGACGAAAAGACUGAUCUUGAUGUGCAGUCCCUCGCCACCGGCUCCUUCAUUAAUGUUUCGAAAAAGAAAGAUGGUGAAAGCACAGAUGAUCUAGUUCCAGCACAGUCUGAAGACGAACCAGAAUAUUACCAGAUUGAUGUGCUUGCUUGGGAUACGCCUUGCUCACCACUACAUGUCGCUAUUGUCGAGGGCCACGAGGAGACUGUCAAGCUAUUGUGUGAUUAUGGCGCCGACUCGAUUUUGCUAGUGAAGUUUCUCAACAAUAAUAACGAGGCAGACACGACGGCCCUUUUGACGCUUACCCUGGCUCUUGGUCUCCGGAAAGACAAAGCUAUUUUCAUGGCUCGGCUGCUACUGAAGCUUGGUGCAACGUCUUCCCAGGCAGAUGCCCAAGGAUGCACGGCUUUCUACCUUAACACUCUGCUGGAGAACGAUAAGAUGGGUGUGAAAACGGCAAUCAAUCACAUUGUAUUUGGUGGCUACAGCUGGAAUCCAGAAACCACCUCGCCAAUUCACGGUGCUGUUCAGCACGGUGACCCCAUGCUGAUCCUCAAACUCCUCGACGCGGGAGCUGUUCCUGAAGCUGAUUUUGAUACUUGGCUGAAAGCUGCCAAGAUUGCGCCGCAUCUUUCCGGAAAUAUCGGCGACCUUGACCGCUCCAAGAAGACUUACAAGCGGUCUUACGAAUCUCCAUUGUGCACUGCUAUUCGGUAUGGGAAUAUCGACGGCGCAAUGAGGCUAUUUGAAAACGGAGCCAACAUCAAUGCAAUGACACACGACACAAAUGAUGCCUUCGACAAUGAUUGGCGCUGGAGAUACACAAAGGGAACAUCGGUCUUAGAUCUCGUACGCGACAUGAUUGAAAUACUAUCCGAAUAUGAUGGGGAAAAGUCAACUAUCACUAAGCCAGAGAUACAGUCCGGCUUAGACGCCUAUCUUGAAAAGCUUAAGCCCGGCACACACAAGCAUUGGCUAGUCUCUCUAGAUGUGCAAAUCAAGAAAAAAGACUUUAGAACCAGUGUGCAGUCUUACGAAAAGCACACCGAAGCAGUAGAUAAUAUUAAGGGUGCUCCGGAGAAGUUAGAGGCUGUAACGGAAGCCUUAGCUGCGUUCAAGUCUCUUGAAAAGUUCAUGGUUUCCAAGGGAGCCAAGGCAUUUGCCGAGCUGUAUCCAAAUAUUGAAUGCGAGAAGCGUAAGAAGACUUCCAGGGAUGAUGGAGAAAAGGACAGGGAGAAGGACUACGAGUACGAAUUUAUUUUCAGGACUGACAAGGACAUGACUGAGGCGAGACGCGAUGGAUAUAUUGAACUCAUGGAGGCUGCCUGGAGUGGCAAUCUAGAACGCAUCAAGGAACUGACGCUCCAAGCUUGGGGCACGCGGAGAGAUCAACCUCCGCUCAAGAUCGUCAUUAGUGACAAUGAUAACAACUCUCCAUUCUCCAUCGCUUUCCUGCAUGGCCGUUUUGAUGUUGCAAAGGCAAUUCUGGAGAUUGUCAAAGCUCAAUGGUCCCCUGCAGACAAAGAUGAGGUUCGCUAUAGGACGAAACAAGAUCCGCCAGACGACCAGGAUGAUUAUUACAGUGACGAGGACGCGUCUGAAGAAUCAAAUAGCGAGCCACAGCUUGAAUCUCGGGUUGUUGACAAGAACUUCACCAUAGAGGAUAUCGGCCAGGUUUCUAUGCAGGUCAAGUCCUCUAUUACUCCAUUGCAGCAUCUUUGCGAUAGUGUGUCAACGUUCAAUGUCAGGGACGGCGAAGCUUCCAAAGCUAAACGGAAUCGUCGUACACUCUUCCAGCAUGUUAUGGAAAAUGACAAUGUCUCAGGAUUGAAAGUACUCUUGGAUAUGGCUCAGCAUUUCAGCGAAGAAAAAACAUCAAGCAAUCAUGCUGACGAAGCGAGUUCCAAAUUUACAUUCUCUGAACGAGACUUCCGCUGGGCCGUGGAGCACGGAAAGACACAAAUGCUAUCUCUCAUUAUCAAGCGAACCGGCGCAGGAGUCCCUCUAGAUCAUCUUGUGAAGAAGAGUGGUGUUGAAGUAAGGGAAAAGCCACGGUAUUACCAGGGGCUUACCGUUCAUGGGGAAAAAAGAAAGGAUUGGGCAAAUGCCGGCCGAAAUGUGGUGAGCAGAACCAGUGGCAUGAAGACUCCGCCGCUGCUGCAUGCUGCACUGGAAGGAUCAGUCGAUGGUGUCGAGUUCUUGUUGGGCGAUAAGCCACACAGGCUCUAUACUGAGUUCGGCAAAUCCAGGGCUGCUCACGAGGACUCGAGAUUCAAACAUUUGAAAGAGAGCCCUGGAGGCUUUAACCGCGCCAUUUCAACGUGGCUUGGUGCUGAUAAUGACUUGGUCAUUCAUUGUGCAGUUUUGGGCAAAUCCAAGGAGUCAGCGGAAUUGGUGGAGUACCUAGUAACAAACUGUCCCGAGUACCUUGAAAAGAAAACAUCUGAAGGAGAAACUCCCCUGAUGAUUGCAUGCAGGCUUGGUCGAACAGACUUUGCCAAGAUUCUCAUUGACGGCGGAGCCGAUCAGUCAACUCGAAAUUUAAAGGGCGAGAACAUUCUUCAUGCGUGUCUUUCCAGGCUUCCCAAGGCUGCUCAACUCAAGCCCAUGUUGGACCUCUUUGACGCCGAGCUCAGAAGCCAUCUUUUCCUGCAGCGUAAGAACAUUACAGAAAACGGCACCACGCCUCUACACACUUGGAUCUGCCAAACUUCUGGACUUGGACCCGCCGGUGAAAUCGAACAAUACUAUAGCAACUAUUACAAUCGCCGUGGAAGAUAUAUCUCAAACGAAACCUACUCUGACGGAAAAGAUGUUGUCGACAUGCUCAAAUUGCUCCUCCAGUACUCCAAGGGCGAGGAACUAGACAUACUCAACGGAGCCGGCGAAACUUGUCUGCACACAGCCACCAAGCAGGACAUGCUAUCUCUAGUCAAAGUUCUCCUAGAAUUUAAUCCGCAGCAGCUCUAUCGCGAAGAUGCCUUCGGCCGAACCCCCGCAGAACUCGCUCAUGAUGGCCUCAUUAACCACGUCUUCUCGCGGCCGUACCGCCCCGAAAUCAACCGCAACGAACGAAUCUCCGACAUCGUCAACAAGCCUACCGAAGCUUACCGCGAUGAAGCUAUCUUCAAAGACAAAGUCGCCGACCAACUCAAGACCAACAUUGCGGAGUUCGGUUUAAGCGGCGACUAUUACGCCAAGGACCUCGCGCUAAUCCUACCAGCCAUGGGCAUAGGUGAAGGCAAACUGCAGAGGAACUUGUCCACGGGCAAGCUCAAACAAGUAGAAUGGGAUUUGAUGGCUAGUACAAUGGAGAAACACGCUGGUAAGAGACGACUUGUGAGUCUCAAUGAGGCGGAUGAUGUCGCUAGACGGCUGGGAGAGAAGCACACUGGCUCGCGGUACUUUAGUGUCGAGUCCCGAAGAGAUGAGGACGACGAGGUGGCAUCAGACGAUGGAAAGGGAGAUGAGAAGAACGAUUUUGCCACGAGAGAGUUGGCAGAUAGGUUGGCUAGUGCAUGGCCGGAGGAGUAA
Metarhizium acridum CQMa 102 is the source of this 5232-nucleotide messenger RNA. RefSeq lists its product as uncharacterized. Gene Ontology annotation, molecular function: protein binding. The record is from RefSeq and is a predicted model, not a curated record. Lineage: Eukaryota; Fungi; Ascomycota; Sordariomycetes; Hypocreales; Clavicipitaceae.